Messenger RNA from Dictyostelium purpureum, 1310 nucleotides. RefSeq lists its product as uncharacterized. Gene Ontology annotation, biological process: glucan catabolic process. The coding region runs from base 55 to 1077 and encodes 340 amino acids. The transcript is spliced from 3 exons. Lineage: Eukaryota; Evosea; Eumycetozoa; Dictyosteliales; Dictyosteliaceae. The record is from RefSeq and is a predicted model, not a curated record.
AAUAAAAUAAAAUAAAUAACAAACAAAAAAAUAAUUUAAUUUAAAGAAGAAAAAAUGAAAUUAUUAUUUACUUUAUUAAUUGGUUUUUUAGGUUUUGUAUUAGCUGCAAAUGCUUUAUGCAGUAAAGGAAUUGAUCAAAAGAUUUACGAUGAUCAAUUAGGUUAUACAGUCGCUGAUUGGUCAUGGGCUAAACCAAGAAACUUUACAUGCACCAAACCAGUUAGAUCAGGUAUUCACUCUAUUGCUUUCUUCCCAAAAACUUAUGAUGGUUUAUACUUUAAUUUACAAAAUCCAAUUGAUCCAUCAAUUAUUUCAUUCGUUUCAUUUUGGGUACAUGGUAACAAAGCAGGUGGUCAAAAGGUUUUAGUAAGAUUUACUUUAAAUAAAGUUGCAGUUUCUAGAGAUUUCUACCUUUAUGGUCAAGACUCAAUUGUUGCAAAUACAACCAAUGGUAAUAUUCUUCCAGGUUGUUGGAGUCAAGCUAUUAUUAACACUGACCAUUUAGAACCAGGACAAUAUGAUGGUAUUCAAAUCUUAUCAUCCGGUGAGGAAGUUCAAGAAUUGAUGUACAUUGAUGAUAUUGAAGUUCAUAAGAGAUGUGACAACACACCAUACAGAAAUAUCAUGAAACCAGAGGUUUGUGAUGGCCAUGAUUGUGUUUCAGUUGCAGUCAAAGAAGGUGAAAAGAAUUGGAUUCAAAACGGUAUCGAAUAUCAACAAUACGUUAAUUCAAUGGUGGUUGGUUCAAACCAAGAGAUGCCAAAAGAUAUUUGGAAUGUUUCAUACUUGGAAGGUGGUUUCUACGGUCUCCCAGAUCACAUUGAACUUGUCUACCCAGGUCAAGAAUACCAAUUCGGUUGUGUCUCUGUUAAAGGUCCAGUUUCAUUCAAAAUUAGCUAUGUUGAAUAUGAAAAUGAAAAAGGUCACGCCAUCGCUGCCAAACCAGCUAAAUCUGUUGAAGCCGCUGCUGCUAAACCAGCUGCUAAAACAGCUACUGAAGCUAAACCAGCUGCCAAACCAGCUGCCGCUAAACCAGCCACAAAAGCCACUGCUACUACACCUGCUAAAAAAAACUAAAUCAUUCCAUUUAAUCUAAAAAAUUAUUAUUAUUUUAAUAUUAUUUAAAACUGAUCAUCAAAUUUUAUUAAAAAAAAAAAAAAAAAAAAAAAAAAGAAAAAAAAAAAAAACCAAGUAAUAAUAAUUAUCAUCAAUUUAAUAAUCUUAUUAUACGAUACAAUACUAUUAUAAAAAAAACUAUUGUAAUAGUAUAAAUCUAUAAUAAAAAAUAUAAAAAAUACUACUAUUUAAUC